This is a messenger RNA of Effrenium voratum, 2238 nucleotides long. The record is from the annotation of a GenBank genome assembly. Lineage: Eukaryota; Dinophyceae; Suessiales; Symbiodiniaceae.
AUCCAGCCAUUCCAAGCGCACAUGAGCGAGGGGGCGGCCUCCAGUACUGCAGUCCGGCGGCUGCGUCGCGAACUUGAGGCACUGAAAAGGUCAAACAACUCGCAGAUCUUGGUCCGACCUGCAGAGGACAACCUGCUUGAGUGGCAUUUCCUGCUCCAUUCCUUUCCGCAUGACAGCCCCUACAGCAAGGGGUGCUAUCAUGGCAAGAUCAUCUUCCCUGCGCAGUAUCCCCAUGCCCCUCCGGCGAUUGUGAUGAUGACGCCUAGUGGGCGGCUUGAUAUCGGGAAGAAGCUGUGCCUUAGCAUGACCGACUUUCACCCGGAGAGCUGGAAUCCGGCCUGGUCCCUGGAGACCAUCCUGGUGGGCUUGUUAUCCUUCUUCAUGUCGGAAGAGGGGGGCUAUGGCUCGGUUCAAGCAUCUCCCCAGCAGCGGCAGGCGCUGGCUGAGCAGAGUUGGGAGGUGAACGCCGCCUCUGAGCUCUUCAGAAGCCUCUUCCCGGACUUUGUGAGUCCCGAAGUGCCGGCACCGGCUGAGCCGGCACCGGCUGAGCCGGCACCGUCUGAGCCGGCACCGGCUGAGCCGGAGCCAGCCCAGGAGUCCCCAAUGCAAUCCUCAUUUCAGUCCGCAGUGGAAUCAACCGAGUCCCCGGUUGCCGCGGACUCUGCGGCUUCGGCUGAAAGAGAAGCAGUCGAACAGAUCCCGCAGGGCUCGCAGGUUCCGCAGGUCGCGCAGGUCGCGCCGGUCGCGGAGGCCGAGCCUGAGCGCCCCCAGGGCGCUCAGGUUGCCCCGGAGUCGGACCUGGAGGCUGCGGAAGAGCCCAUGGAGUGCUGGAUCUGCCGCGACGUCACCGCGGAGCCCUUGAUUCAGCCGUGCAGAUGUCGAGGCUCCAUGAGCGGUGUGCAUGCGAGCUGCGUGGAGGAGUGGAUCCGAAUCCACCGGCGGACAGCGAACACCGAUGCCCCUCCGCAGUGCUCGGUGUGUCACGAGCCCUACCACGGCUCUGAACGGAUGCCGGGCGUAAGGGACUUCCUAGCGCACACCUGUCAAGACAUGGGCAGCAGGUGUCUCAGAACGGUGCUCUUGGUCUUUAUGCUGCUUGCGUACCAGGUGUGCGCAAUGGACGACAAUCUGAUGCUGCCACUUCGUGUGGGCUUCUUCACCUUCUUCGGGCUGCUGUUCGUGUACAGAGUCCUAGUUCUGCUGGUCUCCCUGCCGGCGCACCGGCUGCCGCCCGCCCAGCCGCUGGUGCGCUUCUUCGUUUCAGAGCCCACCCAGCUGGCGCUGCACAUUGCGGAGGCCUUCACCACGCUGCUGGUCAUGACCACGUGGGCUGCCUCGGGCUUCUUGGACUGGCGCUUUUACCUGCCAUUCGGCGUGACUGGAGCCUUCCUUGCUGCGAAGCUCUUCUACAGGCGGCCCUCGGCGGAGUGCUGUCGUCGCUGUGGGCACGGCUUUCUGUUCAUUCUCAUGCUUCCGCUGAUACUGAUCUGGGGGAUUUUCGUCCUGUGCAGGAAGUAUCGCCACUUGGUGCUUCAUCCACUUGGGCCGGGCCUUCACAUUUGCGCAGCCAUCGCUGUGAUUCCAAUGGCCUUUGCUCUGCAAUCCAACCUGGCGCUGCUGAUCUUGUGGGGGACCCACGCACUCUUCGCAGUAGCAAGCCUCGUGGAGCUCUUCUGCAUCCAGAAGUUCCGCUGGAAGAAGGGCUUCUUUUGGCUGCUCCUGGUGCAGGUGGCGGUGAUGGCGUGCUACACCGCCAACUUGUGCGUCUUUCCGGCAGGCGUUGGCAACCAGCAGCAGUCGGUGAUCAUCGUUACAGGCAGCUCAUUUUCGUGGCUGCUGCUGCUGAUCUUUCUGAGCCUCAAGGUCAACUGGCAGCUGUGCAUGCAGCAACUUUGCGCGCAGCCAAAACGAAACAUGUCGGCUCUUUGGUGUGCCGAACCGCAGAGCUCUUUUGAGGCACUACCGAACCUGGCAGCGUCGCCAUGGUAGCUUUACGCUAAACGCACCAGCUGCAGGCUGACGUGCGCUUCGGCGAGUUGGGUUCCAUCGGCCUCGAGGGAUCACAUGCUCAAGCAUGCUGCCCGGUUGGGCCGGUUGGGGUUGAACCAGAGGAAAAUCCAAGGGAGGGGCGCUCCCCCCAGUUUCCUUGGCCUUUUCGAGUGCUUGGCUCGGGAGCGCCGCAUGGAACUCUGAAAGUUUCAGAUUGAUCAGCUUGAGCAACGCGCGGCGAAAAGAGGC